Myripristis murdjan (pinecone soldierfish) is the source of this 978-nucleotide messenger RNA. Its product is annotated as galanin receptor type 2. The record is from RefSeq and is a predicted model, not a curated record. Lineage: Eukaryota; Metazoa; Chordata; Actinopteri; Holocentriformes; Holocentridae. Gene Ontology annotation, cellular component: plasma membrane. Gene Ontology annotation, molecular function: G protein-coupled receptor activity. The transcript has 2 exons. Gene Ontology annotation, biological process: G protein-coupled receptor signaling pathway. Bases 1 to 978 code for a protein of 325 amino acids.
AUGAAUACCUCCUCACUCAACUCCUCUUACUGGAGACCAGAGUCGGUGGUCAUUUCCCUGGUGUUUUCAGUCAUUUUCCUGGUCGGCACCGUGGGAAACUCUCUGGUCCUCGCCGUGCUCAUCCGCAAGGGGCAAGACAGCAAGACGACAAACUUAUUCAUCCUGAGCCUCGCAGUUGCAGAUCUGAGUUUUAUCAUCUUCUGUGUGCCCUUUCAAGCCACUAUCUACACCAUGGAUGAGUGGGUGUUCGGUCCUGUGGUUUGUAAGGUGGUCCACUUCAUCAUUUUUCUCACCAUGUACGCCAGCAUCUUUACCCUGGUAGCUGUUUCCCUGGACAGGUAUCUGGCCAUUUGCUACCCACUUCACUCCAGGGAGACGAGAACACCAAAGAAUGCCCUGACCUCUAUCUGCCUGGUGUGGGGCUUGGCCUUGGUAUUCUCUGGACCGUAUCUUAGCUACUACAGACAAAUGGACCUGGGUGGUGCUGUGGUGUGUAUUCCUGCCUGGGAGUCCAAGCCCCGCAUCGCGAUGGAUGUGUGCACCUUCGUCUUUGGGUACCUCAUCCCCGUCCUGAUGCUCAGCCUGACCUACGCUCGCACCAUCCGCUACCUGUGGACCGCCGUUGACCCGGUAAAGGACAUGUCCGAGUCUCGGAGGGCCAAGCGGAAGGUCACCAAGAUGAUCAUCAUCGUGGCUGUUCUCUUCUGCCUCUGCUGGCUGCCCCAUCAUCUGGUCAUUUUGGUCAUGUGGUUCGGACACUUCCCCCUCAACCACACCACCUACGUCCUCCGCAUCCUGUCCCACCUGGUGGCAUAUGCCAACUCUUGCCUCAACCCUAUCGUCUACGCGCUCAUCUCCAAGCACUUCCGCAAGGGCUUCAGGAGAGUGUUUGGCUGCACGCUGAGGAAGAGGGUGGUCAACAAGGUGCACAUUAUCCAGGUGGCGAGCACGGUCAGCAGCAUGGAGACGUCCACCUAG